GGGAAAAAGAAUUUGAAACAAGAGAAUGACUGGAGCGUUUCAGCUACAAAAUAAUAACAUUUAAAUUUUUUUGAAAAAUUUACAUUUACAUAUCUGGAAGAGAAAAGAUGGGGUCAGUCUCAUCAAAUAUAUUAGUUAAACUCCAACACAUGUCAGAGUCAGUGUUUGUGGGACUGUGUAAGAUAGUGGGGACCUCACAACAGGUGGCAAUGAGGAGAGAGACUCACGACAUCAGGGAGAUGGUGACGAGACGAGCGAUAUCUAAUGAUGGGAUCAUUGAGAUGGUGAGUGGAAGUCACAGAGAAGGAUUCAGACUGAAGGGAUCUGAUUUGGACUUAAUGUACUGGCCAAACCACCACCGAGUGAUCAUGGACCUGUCUCAGUCCGAGUUUUACAACACAGCCAAUACAACCUUGAUUCUCUCUGACAGUUCAGAGAGUCCACCAGGAUUCACUCUAUUUCAGUUACUGACAUCAACAAGAUCCAUAUUCGUUCAAUCAGCAUGCGUCAGAAUGAAUGACAAAGUCUAUAUAUCUAGUUCCAUACACAGAGGGUUAAUUUGUUCUUCAAUAUUUCCUUCUCAUAAUACUACUGUACAUGGACCCUGCUCCAGUGGUAAUCUAGCAGGGAAAAUAGAAUAUGACACUGCCUGGUGUUUUGUUUGUGACUUUUGGCCUCUGUCUGCCUCCUCAUGGAUAAACAGAUGUCGCUCAUGGCCUGAUCCUGAAGUUGUCAAUGAUAUUGUCAGAAAUGGAUGCCACUUUGUAGCAAUAGGACACCCAUUUGGACCAUAUGAAUAUGAAGAAUGGAGAAUUUCUUUUUCACGAGCAGAGUAUAAAUGUGUAUCAGCAAUGAACCAUUGUCAGUUUUUGACUUACGGAUUGUUAAAGUUGUUCCUAAAAGAAGUUAUAAAUCAACAAUCAGAAGAAACCAAUGAACUGUUGUGUUCCUAUCACAUGAAGACAACUAUUUUCUGGGCAAUUCAACAAAACACACUACCUCACUGGUGUCCACAAAAUCUCCUGGUUGGUUUCUGGGUUUGCUUUAAACUCCUCCUUAAAUGGGUGUAUAAGGGGAUCUGUCCAAACUUUUUCAUCCCACAAAACAACAUGUUUCUGACAAAGGUCUAUGGCUCAGCACAAAACAGAUUGUUCCUACAGUUACAUGAGUUGUACAAGAAAGGUAUGGCCUGUCUGUUACAGAGUUCCUCUAUCAGGUCCUACAUCUUUGAUGUCCUGUACAAUCCUAGAGCUUUUGUUUGUACAGAUGAGAGUGUAAUGAGGUAUGAGUUUGAUUAUGACAUAGACAUUUAUCGUAACAUCUCUACACUUAGUGCAAUGAAAAUAAGUCAUCCAAAAUUCAAAGACACAGUAGAACAGUUAAUACAUUCACCCCUGACACAGCAACAAGUUCUCAUAUUACAGAGACUUACAACCUUUAUCCUUCAGCACACUGCUUUUAUAUUAAACAACAUGUGCACGAACACAAGUGUCAACAAACAUAUGUAUAUUGCAGACAAAAUGUCCUGUCACAUGUUGAAAUUAGCAGCCAAGUUUGGAUGUGUUUCUGACAUGUUGUACAUUGCCAUGUAUUAUAACAAGACACUCAGAUACAGGGAAGCUUUAUCUGUUAUAGAGAUGGCAAAGGUCAAGUUAGCACAGCCAUAUCUGAUGUAUAAUAUACAUGUAGACAGAGAGAGGUAUAAUGAGGCUGUAGGGGGACAGUCCUGGUCUACAAAGAUGAGACAUGCUGUAGCAUGGGAUAUAGAACUUGACACCAGAAUCUAUUAUAUCAGUGAGCUAAUACCAGAACAACAGUCUGCUCUACAGAACAGCGUGCCUGUAUUAGAUAUCCCAGUGUUUGUAAUGUUACACUUCCUAGAGUUCUUGUGUUACAGACACAUUGAUACAACAUUAUCACAAGCAGCUCUAGAUGAGCUACAGGUCCUAGUCCACCAUGAUCAGGGACUGUAUAUACAUGAUCUACAAAGAGAAAUCUCCUGGGAGAUCCUGGGGAUCUGUCAACAGAUCACAGGGAACCUCCAGUCUGCUCUAUACUCAUACCAACAGUCACAGAUCACACAGUAUCCAUUUCACAAAAUACAAACAGCUACACAAAGAAGAAUUCAGGAUAUAGUAUGAACAGCUAUGAAUUAGUACAUAUUAAUGGUUUAUUAAUUCCGAACAAGCCUGAUUACAAUUAAACCUUCCACUAGUUUCUUAAUUCUGAUACCAUGUGAACAACAAGUUCCACUUUUGUGUCAUUGCCUGGUUCUUGAUAUAAAAAGUUAACAUUGUUUGAUGGAUAAAUAUUAAAGAUAAUGGGAGUUUAUGCUUGAUGAAUUACUUCUGUUACAAUGUGUGCAACCUGAGCCAACAAGGCAGGAACAUUCCCCACAAGAAGAAACUUUUAAGGUGGAAUGCUAAAUCAAAAUUUCAUUUUACAAAUAAUUUAAGUAUCAUUUCUGAAACAUAAUUUUGUUGUACAAAGGAGGAUCAUUUCAUGCUUUCCAUUUCAUAAGGAAGUGGAAAAUCUAUUUUGGUUGCAAGUAAGAUAGUGUAGAACUUAAAAUUCGCUGUUAAUAAAAAUAAGAUCUUGAUUUCUUAUAACUCAUUCCAGAAAAUUCAAUACGACUCCUCGUUUUUUUUAAUGAAAGAAAAUAAAAAUCUUCUUUUUUUUGCAUCCUAUGUAAAAACUCACCCAAAAACAUAUAUUACCAUUUGGUGUACACAUUGGAAAUCUGUGACGUUCUUUUCUAUAACACAUAAGUAAGUGUCAUCAUGCGUUUUGAAUAGAGUUAUUAUUGUAAGAUGAGUUACAUGACCAAUAAUACAUGUACAAAUAAAAUUUUAAAUGAAUACAAAUAUAAAUGUAAGCAUUGAAUGCUUAUUUUUGGAUAUCAUCUGUGCAGACAAACCCACAUAAACCCACAUAUCCACGAUAUUAAUUUGUCUUCAGGACCUGGUGUGUUAAAGGACCGACAUUAUCCCAAAAUGAGCAUUCAAUGAUUAAAUACUUCAAUUCUUUUUUCUUUUUUCUUUUUUUUUUUAAACCUUUUAUUGUCCCAUCACUUAAUAUAAAGCAAUAUAUUUGGUGCCAGGGUUGGGGCCCUGGGAUCACCAAGUACUAAGUUACAUACAGUUAUAUAUAAAUAUAUAAACUUGUACACUUUCGUGAGAGGAUUUUCUCUUUAACAUUUAUACAUCAUUCAUCCAAACACAUGCAUAUGAAAAUAUGUAGACAACUAUAAUUUUACGUUAAUCUUGCUUUUGCAAUAGAUAAUUGUAUUACAUCAUCUGUAACUGCAUAAAAAAUAAUGAUCCUUUUUCUUAAAACAUUAUCAGGUUCCAUCGCUUGUUAAAACUUCAAUUCUUAAAUGUCUUUUUUAGAAAAGAUAUGUUAGCUAAGGCAAACUAUUGAAUAGGUCCCAGCAUGUUACAUACCUGUUUAUUGAGUCCCAGCAUGUUACGUACCUGUUUAUUGAGUCCCAGCAUGUUACGUACCUGUUUAUUGAGUCCCAGCAUGUUACGUACCUGUUAAUUGAGUCCCAGCAUGUUACGUACCUGUUUAUUGAGUCCCAACAUGUUACGUCCCUGCUUGUUUUAAGUCCCAGCACAUAACGUACCUGUUACUGAGUCCCAGCACUGUUUACCUGUCUAGUGAGUCCCAGCAUGUUACGUACCUGUUUAUUGAGUCCUAGCAAGUUACUAACCUGUUCAUUGAGUCCCAGCAUGUUACGUACCUGUUUAUUGAGUCCCAGCAUGUAACAUACCUGUUUAUUGAGUCCUAGCAUUUUUCUUACCUGUUUAUUGAGUCCCAGCAUGUUACGUACCUGUUUAUUGAGUCCCAGCAUGUUACGUACCUGUUUAUUGAGUCCCAGCAUGUUACGUACCUGUUUAGCAUGUUAC
Molecule: messenger RNA, 3908 nt
Organism: Magallana angulata
Lineage: Eukaryota; Metazoa; Mollusca; Bivalvia; Ostreida; Ostreidae
Exons: 2
Coding region: 108-2141 (677 amino acids)
Source: RefSeq, a predicted model, not a curated record